This is a messenger RNA of Aphis gossypii (cotton aphid), 1905 nucleotides long. RefSeq lists its product as uncharacterized. The record is from RefSeq and is a predicted model, not a curated record. The transcript has 3 exons. The coding region runs from base 1 to 1905 and encodes 634 amino acids. NCBI's taxonomy places the organism in Eukaryota, Metazoa, Arthropoda, Insecta, Hemiptera, Aphididae.
AUGCCAACUUUUAAAGUACAAGGCAAGGUAUAUCAUUUGGCUGGCAGUCUACUACCGAAUAGAUCUGACGAAUACAAAUUUUUGCAAAUAUACUUCAUUGUCGAUCUUGAAACUCAAGUGACAACUCGAUGUAACAUAGAUUCUAGGAAACUGUUAGACAGCUCUUUGAUCAGGUCAUUACAAGAUAUGUUGCACUCACGUAAUAUAUACAUACAAUCUUUUAAAACAGCCAUUAAAAGUGUCCCACCAAAUGUUCCCGAUUACAAUAUAGUCAUACACGCUAGCAGGGUACCAACAGGUGAACAUCGAGGACGUUAUAAUGCGCCAUCUACAAGCGAGGUAGCCGUAGUGAUAUCUGGCCAACAAUUUAAUAAACGAGAUAUUGUACUGUGUAGCCGAGACGAUAAUCUUAAAAAAAUAUCCGAAAUUCACAGGUCUUAUGACAGCCAGCAAUAUCCUCUAAAGUUAUGUCGUAGUGAAGAUGGAUAUUCUAUCGAUAUUCAUCAAAUUGACCUUCAUACUGGAGUUCCAUUACAAAAAACCGUUUCGUGUAUGAAUUAUUACUGUUAUCGCAUUAUGAAAAGACUAAACAAUUGUAAUAUGUUACUCAGAUAUGGUAUGUUGUUAAACCAAUAUUUAGUCGAUCAAUAUUCUAAAAUAGAAUUAGAACAUUUAGCGUACAUACGAAACAAUCAGACAACAUUACGAGCUGAAAAUUAUAUACAUUUGCAAGAUGCCUUGAACUCAAAUGAGCCGAGUACCGAAAUUGGACAAUUAGUAAUCCUACCAUCAUCAUUUACUGGUGGAUCACGAUAUAUUCACGAGACACAAGACGCAAUGACCUAUGUAAAAAAUUAUGGCAAACCUAACCUGUUUAUCACUGUAACAUGUAAUCCAAAUUGGGAAGAGAUUAAAACUAACCUUUAUCCUAACGCACAGCUGCAAGACAGAUAUGACAUAGUCAAUAGGGUGUUCCAUUUGAAAAUACAAAAACUAUUGACUCUCAUUAAUAAAGCUAAUAUAUUUGGUGAACCACGUUGUUUUAUGUAUACGGUCGAGUGGCAGAAACGUGGCUUACCACACAUUCAUCUUCUAUUAUGGCUUGAAAAUAAAAUAACACCAGACCAAAUUGACAAUGUGAUUUCAGCAGAGUUGCCAAACAAAGAAGAUGAUCCAUUAUUGUUCAACUCUGUAGUCAGACACAUGAUUCAUGGACCAUGUGGAGUUUUAAAUACAAAAUCUCCGUGUAUGACGGAGGGAAGGUACUCAAAAAAAUUUCCAAAAUUAUUUCAAAGUCACAUAUCAACUGGCGAUGAUGCUUACCUCAAAUAUCGGAGACUAUCACCUGAAGAAGGCGGACAAAUUGCUAUAAUUCGAAAUAAUGAUAUUGAUAACAGAGGUAGUGAUCAAGCUACAUUUAGUUUAGACAAUCGAAAUGAAGUGGAACAAUUUCAAUCUGGUCGAUACAUAUGUAGUUCUGAAGCGGUUUGGCACGAAUUUGCUAAAACCAUAACAUAUGACAAGGUUCCAAAUUUUUAUACUUGGAACCAAUCUAUCAACAAUUUCCAACGACGACAACGAGGAACCCCCGUCGAAAAUCAUUCUGGGGUAAAAAAAACUGAUACCCUUGGCAGAGUGUAUGUAGUUCAUCCGAAUAACAGUGAAUGUUUUUACUUAAGAAUUUUGCUCCACGUGAUCAAAGGUCCAAUUUCUUUUGCAAGUCUACGAACUGUGCAAGGAGUGACGUACGAUACAUUUCAAGAAGCAUGCAAAGUAAUGGGUUUGUUAGAAGAUGAUUUCCAAUGGGAAAACACAUUAUCUGAAGCUACUGUAUGUUAUAAGAUAUUUAUUUGCCAUUUUGAUAGUAUUUUGCCAAGUAACAGACUCGAUAAGGCUUUGGCAUAA